UAAAAAGACCACUAAAUAAAUGAAACUAAUAAAUUUUGAAUCCGGUAAAUUAAACAGAUCGUGUCACGAUGAAUUACAAUCACGAACACAAAAUCCAUAAUGUUCCAAUUUUGAAUAACCCAUGCACGAAGACGUGCGCUUUAUAAAUGAACAUUUGGACAACCUUUGACUAAAUAAAUUAAAAAGAUCAUAGUAAAGAAUGAAGCAUAACUGGGGAAAAUGCAUGAUAGAAUAUUGUAAAGAAUCAUUAGAGAAAGAAAUAAAACAAAAAUGGGAAACAAUUAAAAUAAAGAGGAAAAGGGGGUGUUGUGCGUACUAUAGGGUUAAAAUUUGAAGAUUUGGCUGGAGUGGCGGGAUCCACUUUAUUUUUAUUCUCAUAAAUAAGUACAAAAAAUAUCCCCUUUAAUAAGAACUCCUAUAAACCUACGUAAGUAACCGUCACCUAAUAAGAGCAUUCCACGGCUUCAAUUCCGAAAGAGAUUUUGGUUUUGCUUAUCAAAAAUAAAAAUCUCCAUCUCUGUGACCAUUCAGUACUUUUGAAAGUGAGGUUUUCCUAUUAUCUUCUACUCUAAAUUGCUGCAUUUUUGCUGAAUUUUUUGUACUAUGAAUUACGGUUGUAGAAUAGAAUUACUGACACAAUUUGAGCAUUUGUUGUACUAGUAGUUGCAACUUGCAAAUAUUAGUAUUAGUAUGAAACGUCGGCGCAAAUUGUCUGAUAAACUUUGUGCAGUGGAGAUUUCUGAGGAUAUCAUAAUCAACAUAUUGCAUCAUUUGCCUUCGAAAUCUCUGGCAAAGUUUAAAUGUGUAUCCAAGCGUUGGCUAAAGUACAUUUCUGAUUCAUCUCUGAGUUAUAGUUGUCGUUCUAAACUAUGGAGGCCUCAACCUUAUCUAGUUGGUUUCUUUUAUCAGGCUCGGGAUACCUGUGAACCUUCGAAAAUUCAGUUCUUCUUCUCGUCAGAAGAAUCAUCACUAGCUAUUGAUGACUGUUUAGAUCAGUCAGUCACUUUUCUUGGCAGGACCGCGUAUAUUGUUGCAUCGUCCAAUGGUUUUCUACUUUGCAAUAAGCAGAGGGUUUAUUAUGUUUAUAAUCCUGCGACGAGGCAGAGUGUGGCUCUUCCUAAAACUCAAAGCAAGAUGAAUGAUCCAACUGUUGGAUUUAUUUGUAAGGUAGAUGACCCUGAUAAAGAUGUCAUUUCCUUUACUGUAAUUCGAUAUUGGUUUUCACUGUCCAAUGUAACAAUUGAAAGUUUCACAUCCGAGACAAAUGUGUGGACUGUCAGUAUAAUUCUUGCUGUACCUCUUAGACCGUACUUUUCUAACUAUAUGAAAUCAGCAUCAGCUGGUGUUAUCGACGGAGUAUUCUGUUGGCUUGAUCAAGGACCACAAAUCACUGUUUAUGAUAGUGUGAACAAGAGUUUCUGGGCUUUGGAGUUUCCAGGAGAGAUGGUACCGGCUAUAGCCAAUUAUUUUCUCGGAUUUUCAGGUGGGGAUUUCUAUUUUGCAUCGUAUGUUAAGACAGCUAUAACAGUGUGGCAACUCAAGAGCAAUAUUCGUAGUCGAAAUGCACUGUGGGUUAAGCAGUAUGAAACGAAUGUCGCGACUACAGUUCCUUUUGGACUUACAGGGUCUCUACAUAUUGAGGUGCAGAACAUGGACAUUCAUCCUACUAUUCCCAGCAUCUUUUAUUUGGAUGUAAGAGGUAAGGUUAUUUCUUAUGACAUGGAAACGGAUAUUCCAGAACUUGUGCAUGAUUUUGGAGAAUAUUGGUGGAGAACUAAACACUUCAAACUGUUUUCUUAUGAGUGGCAUCAAUGGCCACGUCUUCUGUAGACUGUCAAGCUGGUGUUGUCUCUUAAUUCUUCUAAUAACAUUUGUUGAGUAUCCUAUUUAUUAUGACUUAGAUAUAAAUAAGUUUUAUGGACUUCCCUCUUUUAUUUCAGCUUCAUCCUUGAUCUUCUGUGCUAUUUCAUUAUCUGGUUUUCAACUGUUUAAAUUUUAUUACUCGACAU
This is a messenger RNA of Lycium ferocissimum, 2009 nucleotides long. Its product is annotated as F-box protein At2g40925-like. The transcript has a single exon. NCBI's taxonomy places the organism in Eukaryota, Viridiplantae, Streptophyta, Magnoliopsida, Solanales, Solanaceae. Bases 691 to 1830 code for a protein of 379 amino acids. Gene Ontology annotation, molecular function: protein binding. The record is from RefSeq and is a predicted model, not a curated record.